GCGCGCCCCACGGCCGCCGAGGGGCGGGGACGCGAGCGAGGCCGGCCAUGGAGCCCCUGCGGAGGGCCCACGAGGCCGCGCUCCGGCUGCUGCUGUGUCGGCCUUGGGCCUCGGGCGCCGCCUCCCGCCCGAAGCCCCGCGCCUCGGAGGUGCUGACGCGGCACCUGCUGCAGCGACGCCUGCCGCACUGGACCUCCUUCUGCGUGCCCUACAGCGCCGUCCGCAACGACCAGUUCGGCCUCUCGCACUUCAACUGGCCCGUGCACGACGCCAACUACCACGUCCUGCGUACCGGCUGCUUCCCCUACAUCAAGUACCACUGCUCCAAGGCCCCCUGGCAGGACCUGGCCGGGCAGGAUCGGUUCUUCACGGCGCUCAAGGUCGUCAACCUGGGUAUUCCAACCUUAUUAUAUGGACUUGGCUCCUGGUUAUUUGCUAGAGUCACAGAGACUGUACAUACCAGUUAUGGACCAAUAACAAUUUAUUUUCUAAAUAAAGAAGAUGAAGGUGCCAGGUAUUGAAGAUUGUAUUUACUUGGCAGAGACACAGCGAGAGAGGGAACACAAGCAAGGGGAGUAGGCUUCCCGCAGAGCAGGGAGCCCGAUGUGGGACUCGAUCCCAGGACUCCGGGACCAUGACCUGAACCGAAGGCAGAAGCUCAACGACUGAGCCACCCAGGCGCCCCAUUUUUGACCCUUUAAAACAAAACUUUUGUAAACACCUUUUUCUUUCUACGGUGUCGGGUUCUUUAAGAUGAAUCAUUGCCCUCAAGAGGCAAAGCUUUUCAUACAUUGUUAUAUAUUGCGUGCUCUGUUUAGCCAAUGGGAACUACAGAUGCAUGAAGCAUAUACCAAUUUUUUUUCCUAGAAUUGGGUAAAUUACAGAUAAAAAAUGAUUAUAACAUACAUAUAUUCUAUAGUUAGGUAUUAACAAUUCAAGUCGAUUCUUUGAGGAGAAAAUGGAUCUUUUAUAGGACACUGGAAAAAGAAGUAGAGGAUUUCAGGAUAUAUGUGGAGAUAAUACCAUUGGCAAUUCCAGGUGGAUUCUAAUUGUAAUCUGAAAUCUAAACUAUUCAGCUGCCAGGAUUUUCAGUGGGAAUGUCUUAAAGCCCUUGUGCCAUUUACCUAGAUGAGAGGUCUAAAUGUAAUGUUGAAACUUCUUACUGCCUAAACAUCCAAUACCAUACUACUUUCUAAAAAAUAAUGACUCUGGUUAAUGUAAAUGUAGCAAGACAAAUGAAAUUAAGACCUACUAAAAGUUAAAAUAGCAUGCUGAUAAAGCUGUAAGAACAAUUAAGAUCUAGAAAGACCCAGAAGAAUAAAUUUGGUGACUGUUUAUAAAAGCAGUUAGCUGAAAUGGUACAAUAUCCAUACACUUCUUGGUGAUGGGAAAUGGGCUGAAAUUUUAAAGACCUGAUAGCAGUUUUGUGUUAAGAUUUUAUUAAGUUAAUUGCAUUUUUGAAGGCAAAGUCAUUAAAAAAAAUUUAUCCUUGGGGGUAGUUACAAAAUACCCAGAUGAAUGGUAAAUUUCAGAAAUUUGGAGUAAUUUAGGGAGAACUAAGUAGAACUAUUUAAUUUCUAAACCAAUGGGUGUUUAAGAUUUAUGAUCUCUCCCAUAAUUACAAACAUACAUUAUAUAUCAUUUUAUGUUAAUGUGUUGCUGAUACUCUGCAACAUUCACACAUUAUUGUAGCAAAAUAUUUUAUAAAAUACAGCAUUUGGGUGCUUGCUUCUGGCCAAUCCUUAGAGAAAGUGAGUGGCAGUGACUGAGGUGAAAAUACCAGAAUAAAGUAAUACAAACUGACUUCUUUAAAGGUAGUUGUUUUAAAUGAGCUGCAUAAAGUGAGCUGUUCUUCAAAUAUAUGUAGUGUUCACUUGUCUAAAUGCAAUUCUAAAUAACACUUUAAUCAAAGAAGUACUCAUAUUUAGUCCAGAAGAAUAUACUUGACACUAGUUAAAUGAAUGGCUUACACGAAGGAGAUAGUGUUACAUUAAGCUUCAUUAAUAAUAAAACUGACUAUUAGCAUUUUGCAAGGAAGGCUAGAACUGAUUUCCCCUGUAAUGGGCAAAGUUAAAUAACUAUAGCUCAUAAGUUUUAAGUCAAAUACUGCUCAUUCACUGCUGCUGGUCUUGUCAAUACUUGCUGUAAAGGUUUGGUCCCAGCACAAGGCCGAUAAAAUGGUUUUUAAUUACUAGACUAUAAAUACAGCUUUUCAGUAGAGUUGCACUUCUUUUCACACUGGCCUGUUUGAUUUCUGAUAAUUUGUACUGCUGACUCUGCUUACCUGUUUUUCAAUAGCUACAGUCAGUGUGACUUCUUGUCCAUAUGGUGAUAGGUAAGUCUCCUUGGAGAAGAUCUUUGACAAACUACCCUAUUGAUCUCUGUAAUUCUCUGCUGCUUGCAGCAUUAAAUAGAGCCUUGAUUUCUUGUCUCAUGCGCUCGCUGUGUAACAAUUAAGCAAAUGUAAUAUUUUCUUGUAUUACAUGAAAAUCAAUAGACCUCUUGCUCUCAUGGAGUUGAUCAUGGUGAAGGAUGAACUCAACGAUGGCUAAGGGCAUAGUUCAAAUAUUAAAAUACCAUUCAUUGGAUUCAUUAAGUCUUAACAGUGAACCUUUUAGUCUAAAAAUGCUCCCCAUUGAACAGUAAUGGUUUAAGUUUUUCCUUUAAAGUUGAAUAUGACAUGGAAGCAUUGUGGUCUAAAAGGGAUAAAGUAUAAAUGCUAGAAGUCAGGAGAUUGAUUCUAUUUUAGUGUCAGUCCUGUAUUACUUUUUGACCUCAAGCUAAUAACUCUACUCCUUUGUGUCUUAGUUUUUUCCACCUAUAAUCUGAGAAGAACAAAACAAGGAACCUUUCUACUUUAAAAUGUAUGAUAAAUAUACUUGUAAGCAAAUGUCAGUUUUAUUUCAGUAAAAGCUGGUUUUGUAGUCCUCAUUCUUCCAUUCCAUAUGUAUUUAUAUGUAAAGAACUUCAUUAACGGAAGGAUUUUAAAAAUAAGGGAGAGAAAGAAAGGAGGAGACAAAUUGAGGCAUUGUAUGGUUGCCUGCUUGAGAGCUGAUAAUGCCUGAGAUGGCAAGCAGGGUUCCAAGUUGACCCUGCCAUUCUGGAUAUUAGGAAUAUUCUUAGUUGAUGAAACAACCAAACACAGCUUUUCUGCCAAUACUUCUUUGAUGGGAUUUUGUCUUAAAAAAAAAUCCAGGCAAAACUAUUUUUUAAUGAAGAUGAGUGUUAGUAUAAAAUUUUAGAAAUCUUCUAUUGUUACUUCUAUGCAAAUCAGUUAUCAAGUAUUGGAAGAAAUUUCUGGUCAAAAUUUUUAGUUCCUAUGUGAACUGUGAACCACCAUAAAGAUACAAUAAGAAUUGGCAUGGAUGAGGUGGCUAAUAUAAAAAUCCCUAGUUUCUCAGUGCUAAUGUCUUAUCAUACCAAAAUGACAAAUAGCUAUUUCUUUUAUCACACAUAUUUGGUCACUAAGAUUUUGCUAAUUGUUGACUUCAGUAAAAAAAUGAAACAUUUUUAAUUAUUAAAAGCCAUACAUAUUUCUUUUACAGUGUACAUUUUAUUUCUUGUCAUUUAUAUUUAUAUUCACUCAAAACUCUAAGCAAGAACAUCUAUAAUGCUUCAUGAAGUAUCUCUUAAUUCUUUUAAAGAAUGAAUGAUGUUUAAAUGGGUGGGGUGACAUCAAGACAGGAUCUUGGUUUCAUUUCAUUUAAAAGCUAAUGCAGAUAACAGAAACCUUAUCCUAAAGCUGGUAGAUCGGGUAUCUUUUUUUCAGCACUUACCAUUCAGACAGUAAUGAUGUUUGAGGGCAUCUUAACCUAAACAAGUAUUUAGCAUUACAUCUUACCUGGGUCAACAGUCUAGGGUAUCAAAGUUAAACUGUGUUACUGUAAAUUAAUGGAAAAUGUAACUGCACUUUGCUGAAAGAUCAAUGUCCAAUAAAGGCUGCACAAUCAAAUCUUGUUGCAA
This is a messenger RNA of Mirounga angustirostris (Northern elephant seal), 3963 nucleotides long. It is a transcript of the gene CUNH15orf61, whose product is annotated as chromosome unknown C15orf61 homolog. NCBI's taxonomy places the organism in Eukaryota, Metazoa, Chordata, Mammalia, Carnivora, Phocidae. The record is from RefSeq and is a predicted model, not a curated record. The transcript is spliced from 3 exons. The coding region runs from base 48 to 521 and encodes 157 amino acids.